AUGGCGUGCUUCGUCUCCCUCCACGCUCUCACCGGCAUCCGUGGCGAGCGGACCAUGUUGUUACCGGUGACGGUCCAUGGCGAGCGGCUGGUGGCCCUGCUGGAUACUGGCUCCACCCAUAACUUCCUGCCCGCGGCGACCAUGCGUCGGCUAGCACUGCCGACCACGGGCGGGGAGCGCCUGCGGAUCACGGUGGCAAACGACGAUCGCCUCCGGUGCCAUGGGCUCGCCCGCGACGUUCCCAUCUCCAUCGGUGGCGAGCACUUCUCCAUUACAUGUGCAGGCAUCGACCUCGGCUGCUUCGAAUUCAUCCUCGGGGUGGAUUUUCUCCGGACCCUCGGGCCCAUCCUGUGGGACUUCGACGCACUCUCAAUGACGUUCUGGCGGCUGGGCCGCCGCAUCCGGUGGGACGGCCUUGGGGGCGCCGCGCCAGCCGUGCCACACCUCCAGCUAGCCGCCGCGUCCCAGGAGGCCGAGCACCCCCUGCUAGAUCCCCUUCUGCAGCAGCACAGCGACCUCUUCGACGAGCCACGGGGUCUUCCACCCGCCGGGGUGUACGACCAUCAUAUUCACCUCGUACCGGGCUCCACCCCCGUGGCGGUUCGGCCCUACCGCUACCCUCAGCUGCAGAAGGAUGAGUUGGAGCGACAGUGUGCCCUUAUGCUCGCGGCAGGCAUCAUCCGGAUCUCCAUGUCGCCCUUCUCCGCGCCGGUGCUUCUCGUCCGUAAGUCGGACGGCACGUGGCGUUUCUGCAUCGACUAUCGCGCCCUCAACGCGCUCACGCUCAAGGACAAGUUCCCUAUACCGGUGGUCGACGAGCUCUUGGAUGAGCUGCAUGGGGCGCGCUUCUUCACCAAGCUCGAUCUCCGGUCGGGCUAUCAUCAGGUGCGCAUGCAUCCAGACGACAUCGCCAAGACGGCGGUUCGCACCCACCAUGGCCACUUCGAGUUCUUGGUGAUGCCCUUCGGCCUCGCCAACGCCCCGGCGACUUUCCAGGCCCUGAUGAACGACGUCCUUCGACCCUACUUACGGCGGUUUGUGCUUGUUUUCUUUGAUGACAUUCUUAUCUACAGCGCCACCUGGGCCGAGCACCUCCAGCACGUCGCCAUCGUCUUCAACGAGCUUCGGGCGCACCACCUCCACCUUAAGCGCUCGAAGUGCUCGUUCGGGACACCUACCGUCGCCUACCUCGGCCAUGUCAUCUCGGCCGACGGCGGGCUCUCCGCGGGUUCCUCGGCCUCGCCGGCUACUACCGGAAAUUUAUCCGGGAGUUCGGGCUCAUCGCGGCGCCCCUCACGCGGUUGCUUCGCCGCGACGCUUUCGCCUAGGACGACGAGGCGACGACGGCGUUCGAGGCCCUCAAGGGGGCCCUCACGACGGGCCCCAUCCUCCAGAUGCCCGACUUCGACCGCCCGUUCGUGGUGGACUGCCGUUCGUCAUUGGCGGCCGUACUUGUGGGGACGGUCCUUCCACAUUCGCACGGACCACUACAGCCUGAAGUUCUUGCUGGACCAACGGUUGUCGACCGUGCCGCAGCACCAGUGGAUCAGCAAGCUCUUCGGCUUCGACUUCUCCGUCGAGUAUCGGCCGGGCCGUCUUAACAUCGUGGCCGACGCGCUGUCCCGUCGCGACUCCGACCUUGCUUCCUCCACCGAUGAGUCCGCCGGGGCGGCCCUGUGCAUCCGCUCCGGGCCGACGUUCGGUCUCUUCGCCGACAUUCGCCGCGCCACUGACGGCCGACCACACUGUUAA
Molecule: messenger RNA, 1752 nt
Organism: Triticum aestivum (bread wheat)
Lineage: Eukaryota; Viridiplantae; Streptophyta; Magnoliopsida; Poales; Poaceae
Exons: 3
Coding region: 1-1752 (583 amino acids)
Biological process (GO): proteolysis
Molecular function (GO): aspartic-type endopeptidase activity
Source: RefSeq, a predicted model, not a curated record